This is a messenger RNA of Bufo bufo (common toad), 750 nucleotides long. RefSeq names its product lin-28 homolog B (gene LIN28B). The coding region runs from base 1 to 750 and encodes 249 amino acids. The record is from RefSeq and is a predicted model, not a curated record. Lineage: Eukaryota; Metazoa; Chordata; Amphibia; Anura; Bufonidae. The transcript has 4 exons. Gene Ontology annotation, molecular function: nucleic acid binding; zinc ion binding.
AUGGCCGAAGGAGGGGCUGGUAAAGGUGGCAGAGAAGAGCCAGGGAAGCUGCCCGAGGAAGAGGAGGACAUCCAGGUCCUGCAUGGUGCGGGCCACUGCAAAUGGUUCAAUGUGCGGAUGGGAUUCGGCUUCAUCUCUAUGACCAGUCGGGAGGGAAGUCCCUUGGAGAACCCGGUUGAUGUUUUUGUACACCAAAGCAAACUUUAUAUGGAAGGUUUUAGAAGUCUUAAAGAAGGAGAGCCAGUUGAAUUUACAUUUAAGAAAUCUUCCAAAGGACUUGAGUCGUUACGAGUAACCGGCCCAGGUGGCAAUCCCUGCAUAGGAAGUGAAAGAAGAAUCAAGGGAAAGAUGAUUCAGAAACGAAAACCAAAAGGCGAUAGAUGCUACAACUGUGGUGGCCUUGACCAUCAUGCUAAAGAAUGUAAUCUACCUCCUCAGCCAAAAAAGUGCCAUUACUGUCAAAGCAUAACGCAUAUGGUAGCGAACUGCCCCCACAAGACUGUUCCACAACAUCCAGCAGCCUCUCAGGGAAGAUAUGAAGCAGAACAGCAGCCUUCCACUUCUACUUUUCAACGGGAAGGAGGAGGGGCCUUUGGCUAUUCAUCUCCAUCAUAUUCUCAGGAGGGAAGAUCAGAGCACUCAGAACGUUCAAGCAGGUCACCGCAAGAAGCUUCCUUAAGUAAGAUAUCUACAUCGCCUGAAGAACAAAGCAGAAAGGGGCCUUCUGUUCAAAAAAGGAAAAAAACUUAG